Messenger RNA from Anolis carolinensis (green anole), 3346 nucleotides. It is a transcript of the gene pdc, whose product is annotated as phosducin. The coding region runs from base 117 to 872 and encodes 251 amino acids. Gene Ontology annotation, biological process: regulation of G protein-coupled receptor signaling pathway. NCBI's taxonomy places the organism in Eukaryota, Metazoa, Chordata, Lepidosauria, Squamata, Anolidae. The transcript is spliced from 4 exons. The record is from RefSeq and is a predicted model, not a curated record. Gene Ontology annotation, cellular component: photoreceptor outer segment.
CUCACAUUCGCUUGAGUUUUACCCAAUCAAAAGGACAUUGUUGGUUACUCUGGGAAAAGUGGAGUGCCCAGGAAACUAAGUACCUGAAGUUUCGCAAGCAUUGUCCAGACACAGCAAUGGAAGAAAAAACAGAGCUUAGUUUGGAGGAAGAAUUUGAAACCCCAGAGGCUAUACAUACAGGGCCUAAAGGGGUGAUCAAUGACUGGCGGAAGUUUAAAUUGGAAGCUAAAGAUAGAGAUGCCCUUCCACUAAGCAAGAAAGAGAUCCUCAUCAGGCAAAUGUCUUCACCUCAUCGUGCUCACAGUAAAGAUGAUAAAGAUACCAGAGAGCGAUUCAGUCGCAAGAUGAGUAUGCAGGAGUAUGAGAUCAUUAAUGAUGAUAAAGAAGAUGAAAGUUGCCUACGGAAAUACCGCAAGCGUUGUAUGCAGGACAUGCACCAGCGGCUGAGUUUUGGGCCCAAAUAUGGUUUCCUUUCUGAGCUGCAGAAUGGGGAACAAUUUCUUGAAGCUGUUGAGAAAGAGCGGAAAACCACAACCGUCAUUGUCCACAUAUAUGAAGAUGAUGUCAAGGGCUGUGAACCACUCAACAAUAGCUUGACAUGCCUUGCUGCCGAAUACUCUACUGUGAAAUUUUGCAAGAUCAAAGCUUCCAACACAGGAGCUGGAGACCGUUUCUCCACUGAUGUUCUCCCAACACUUCUCGUGUACAGAGCUGGGGAGCUUGUAAGCAAUUUCAUUAGUGUAACUGACCAGUUUAAUGAAGAGUUUUUUGCUGUAGAUGUAGAAACAUUUCUGAAUGAGUAUGGGCUACUGCCUGAGAAGGAGAUACCAGCACUUGGAAAUGGCAACACAGGUGAACAAGAAGUUGAAUAGAUGACAAGAUAUUAGGUCCCUGCUCAGUACCUAUUGCAAUUGGAUUGCACCAGAACCCAUUUAGUUAAAGCUGCAAGUACUUAUGCUAUGUAUGCAAACAGAGGUGUAGCAGCUGCUGGAGGGAGUGGGAUUUCCCCUGGAAUUGUCCAACUAUUGAGGACCUCUGGCCACAGCCUGCCCUACCCCAGUCCUAGCCCUGAUAGACAAGAUUGCACUGGCAGCCACUCUUGGAGAGCCCAUUUGUGCUUUUUGCUUUUGGGCACUAGGCUAUGACCCUGUAUACAAGCAGUAUACACAAUAGAAUAAAUGUAAUGAAUGACAAUACAUUCUUGCAGGGAUCCAGAUGUAACUCUGAUUGAGAUAAAUAGGAUUUACCUCCAGAUUGUAUCCAGAGCAGGUCCAAGGUCAUUUUCAAGUAUAGGUGAACAGAAAUUUUGACGCCCCCCCCCCCCCUCCAACCAAUCACUGAAAAAUAAAAAUGUUGGAAAAGCCAAAAUGUUGGAUAAUAAGGAUUAAGGAAAAGCCUAAAUAAAGAGCAACACUCAGGGGAAAUCCAGACAGGAAGCAAUCAGGGACAGCUAAUACCUCCCAAAAAAAGAUUCUCCCAGACAAGAGGAAGCCAGGCCUUGAAGCCACAGGGCCAUUAAAUGCUAAUCAAGGUGAUUAAUUACAACAUCCACACCUGCCUCCCAACAGACAAGAGCUCUUUCUACCACCCUGGACAUUAUUCCACAGACAAAUAAACCCCACUUGCCUUGCUUCCAACAGACAGCAGCGGGCUCUGGAGUGCCCGAUGCGAGCUCCGGAAGGCCCAGCACGCGCUCCGGAAGGCCCAGUGCGGGAUCCGGAGUGCCCAACGCAGGCUCCGGAAGCCCCACUUGGUCCACCGGAAGGCCUGGCAUGGGCUUCCGAAGCCCGCGUUGGGCACUCCGGAGCCCGUGUCAGGCCUUCUGAUGGGCUGGGUGGCCCAAAGAAGGCCCAAAGAAGGCCCGCAAGGCCCGAAGAAGGAGGCGGGGGUGGCGCCAUCCUCCCGGGGGCCUCACUGCGCCCCCAGAAUGAUUGUGCCACAGGAGACCGCCUAAAUGGCCUCGCCGAUGGACCGCCUCUGAUUGUAUUCAUAACCAGCAGCUUCAAUACAUACCAGUUCAUAUAAUACCAAAGUUAAUAGGAAUGUACAAAUAUGGUGACUAUAAAAUUAGUGAAGGAUGUUUUGACCACAUUUAUGUACAUUGUCAAAUGUGCAGAUCCACAAACCAUGGUCUGGUACACCAAACUUAUCUUUUUGACUUUGCAUUCAUUUUAAUUUCUAGAAAAUGCUAAAAAAAGAAAAGAAAAAUAGUAAAGGCUCUGUAGGUAGUGGGGUCAAAAUCAGAAAACAGAAUUAGGUUCUAAAGCUGGAUGGUAGGAUACUUCACAGUACCACAUGGUCUUUAUAUAGUUGUUUUCAGGAUGCACAAUAAGAAGCUGGCCAAAUCCAUUGGAGAUGGAAACUGGAGUUCAUCUAGCUCUACAGAGGCACCUGGAGACUCAUUGCAGGCCCUCUUUAAUGACCAGUAAAUUGAUAAGAUAGUAAUCAAAAAGACUUAUGAAAGAACUGAGGAAUCCUUGGUUUUCCAGAUGUAAGAUUAUUCUUCUCUAUUGUCAAUGCUUCACAAAGCUGAUUGGAACUGGAGCCCAGGAAUACCUACAAGUUCAAAGGUUCUUAAACUCUAACUUCAAAGGUGCAAUUAAAUGAACAUGUUCACACCUGGGGAUAAAGGGGCCUUCAAGGUAAUUGGCUGGAAUCAAGGACAAAAAGGAGGUUGCUUCAUGAGAACUACAUAUUGAGGAGAGCUGUAUAGCCUAGCAGAGCUCUCCUCAUUAUGUGUAAGGUUCAAAGACAAUUAACUGUUUAACUCAAGUUCCUUUGAUUUACUUCCAUUGUCAGUAGUGUAUUAUAUAGAUGAGACUGUUUGAGACUGUUCUGUACUACAUGAAACAAGUAGAUGAUGGUGAAAAUAGAGGUUAAAGAAUUCAACUGGCUUGAAGAGUUUAAAAGAACUGAAAAGCUACAUCUGAACUGAAUUAUGGGUUUUCUGGAAACCAGCAAACAUGUUGGCCUCAUUUUUGUCUAUAAAGUUCUUAAAACAUACAGUUGAAGUAUUCUAACAGUAGUCUUUUUAUCACAUAGGAUAUUUUAAAUAGGAAAUACUUGCCUGGUGGAACAGUUGCUUUGGAAAUGAUACAUUACUGAAAUCUAAUUGGUAACUGAUAUUGGAAAAGCCAUAUUAAAAGUGUAGGGCAGCUUUUAAAGUUCACAUCCAACAUUUAGAGAAACUAGAUUAUUCUUGUAAGAGAUAUAAAAUAAUGUACAGUUAAGCAUACUUUCUGUAUUAGAUAUUAUUAUAAAAUGUUGUAUGUUACAUUACUACUGGUAUUUGCUAAAAAAAAAUUACAUGCUGAUAUCAUCAAUAAAGAACACCAAAAAAAGCAUA